AUGACGCAGCCACAGACUAGGGAAAAGGAAAAAUUCAAGUUCUGUUCGGAUGGCGAUUGCCCGCUGUGGGCGCUGGCGGCGCUGCACGCGCUCGGCAGUCUGCCCGCCGCCAUGUUCCGCGCACUGCUGCAGCACAUCGUGGACGAGCUGCCUGUGAGUACACAAGUGCUGCUCGGCCUGCCCUAUGUGGCCGCUGCACGUAGGCGGUACUUACAAACUACCCCAUUGGGCACCUCAGUUCAAUCAAGAUCACUGGCGGCGCUGCACGCGCUCGGCAGCCUGCCCGCCGCCAUGUUCCGCGCGCUGCUGAAGCACAUCGUGGACGAGCUGCCUGAAGAUGGAAUCAUGGAUAUAUUAAGGGCCACUAGUUUAUCGUCUCGCGAGGAAUCCGCCAGAGCUGCAGCAGCCAUUCGCUGGGUGUUGCGGCAGACUUGGCGCGGCGGCUGCCCCGGCUCCCAACUAACUCGUGAUCUCCUGGUACUCGGUCUGCCGAGGACACACGCGUCAGCGCUGGCUGAAGCGGCAGACAAUGGCAGGGAGGCGUAUGAGGCCAAAGUACUGACUAGCGGAUUCAUGGUCAACAGGCUGACAGACAUAACGACGAGCCCUGGACCCGAAGGAACAGUGGACACAAUAAAGCUAUCGCUACACUCGGAGGAUGUCACUGGUGAACGCGGGCAGGACACCUUGCUGGUUCACAAGUCGCAAGUGACGACCUUGCUUAAGGAGUUGAAGCAGGCGUAUCAGAAAAUGGAAGAGUUGGAUAAUGUGGAAUAGACGCACUUGUUAAUUAUACGCAUGUGUAAACUCAUAUUUAAUUAAGAUUAAGC
Messenger RNA from Cydia splendana, 830 nucleotides. RefSeq lists its product as uncharacterized. The coding region runs from base 1 to 777 and encodes 258 amino acids. Lineage: Eukaryota; Metazoa; Arthropoda; Insecta; Lepidoptera; Tortricidae. The transcript has 6 exons. The record is from RefSeq and is a predicted model, not a curated record.